Budorcas taxicolor (takin) is the source of this 990-nucleotide messenger RNA. RefSeq names its product opticin (gene OPTC). Bases 1 to 990 code for a protein of 329 amino acids. The transcript is spliced from 6 exons. NCBI's taxonomy places the organism in Eukaryota, Metazoa, Chordata, Mammalia, Artiodactyla, Bovidae. Gene Ontology annotation, molecular function: protein binding. The record is from RefSeq and is a predicted model, not a curated record.
AUGAAGCUCCUGGCCUUACUGAGCCUUCUGAUCCUGAUGCUGCAGGAAGCAGGGACAGCAUCUCUCUCAAAGGAGGAGAGGGGAGAAGAGCAGCCGUAUGGCGAAGGCGAUUCUUAUGCCAUUCUGCCUCUGGGGGACUAUGUCCUGAGCCUGGACAACUACGAAGAGGUCAUCGAUCCAAGCAACUACGACGAACUCACAGCCUACGGGGACCAGCUCCCCCAGGUUAAAGAGACCAGCCUGGUUUCUCUCACCAGGACACGCUUUACUCAGAGCACAGAGGCUGCAAGGACACUCCCUUCAAACCCCACGACGGCCAGGCCCCCGACACUAGGCCUGCUGGCUGCCCCGGCCAACCACGGCCUGCCAACCUGUCUGAUCUGUGUGUGCCUCGGUUCCUCUGUGUACUGUGAUGACGCAGACCUGGAGAACAUCCCUCCUCUUCCCCAGACGACUGCCUACUUAUAUGCUCGGUUCAACCGCAUCAGCCACAUUCGGGCUGGAGACUUCAAAGGGCUGACAAAACUGAAGAGGAUUGACCUCUCUGGCAAUUCCAUCUCCUCCAUCGAUGACAAGGCCCUCCGCCUGUUGCCUGCUCUGCGGGAUCUGAUCCUCCCUGAGAACAAGCUCGUGGCGCUGCCUGUGCUGCCCACCAGCAUCGAGGUCCUGGAUGUCCGCAUGAAUCGGCUCCAGAGCUCAGGGAUACAGCCUGAAGCCUUCAGGGCACUGGAGAAGCUGCAGUUCCUCUACCUGGCCGAUAACCUGCUGGACGCCAUCCCCCGGGCCCUGCCCCUGAGCCUGCGCUCACUGCACCUGCAGAAUAACAUGAUAGAGACCAUGCAGAGGGACGCCUUCUGUGACGCCGAGGAGCACAGAUACACCAGGAGGCAGCUGGAAGACAUCCGCCUGGACGGCAACCCCAUCAACCUGAGCCUCUUCCCCAGCGCGUACUUCUGCCUGCCUCGGCUCCCCACGGGCCGCUUUGUCUAA